Molecule: messenger RNA, 6330 nt
Organism: Poeciliopsis prolifica (blackstripe livebearer)
Lineage: Eukaryota; Metazoa; Chordata; Actinopteri; Cyprinodontiformes; Poeciliidae
Gene: calcr
Product: calcitonin receptor
Exons: 22
Coding region: 200-2620 (806 amino acids)
Biological process (GO): adenylate cyclase-activating G protein-coupled receptor signaling pathway; positive regulation of cytosolic calcium ion concentration; cell surface receptor signaling pathway
Cellular component (GO): plasma membrane; axon
Molecular function (GO): calcitonin receptor activity; amylin receptor activity
Source: RefSeq, a predicted model, not a curated record
UGAUUUUUCUAGUUUUUUUUUUGUCUUUUCUUUUCUUACCUCACCCUGGAUAAAAUUGUAUAAAAGUAUUUUUCUUUCACCGGCACUGCUUGACCUGCUGAAUCCGUGAGUCAUCGGAGGAAGAGGGAUUUCUCCUUUCGCAUCUAGACUCCCUGGAACUACAUCAUCUAAAAUCUAGACUUACCUGUGUUUGGAAGAUAUGAGGUGUGCAGGCUCCUUGUGGAUUGUUUGGUCUCUUCUGGUGCUCAGGGAGGCAGCAGACGCUGGAACAAUCUCAGACACAUCGCUCAGUCCUGGACUGAGCACCGAGAUGGGACAGAGUGAGAAGGUGCUGAGCCAAGGUCAACACAGAUGUGUCGAGCCAUCCAAAAGAUUUGCCCAAAAAAACAGAACCGGUCUGUUCUGCGCUCCAAUGUGGGAUGGGUUUUUGUGCUGGAAUGAGACACCGGCUGGGGAAUCGGUAACUCUACAGUGUCCAGAUCACCCUGACCUCGGUCCAACCGAAAACGUGACCAAAUAUUGUGACAAAUCAGGCAACUGGGUCCAAAUAGGCUCCGCUUGUGGAGCACCUUUAAAGAGCAAAAUAGAGGAAAUUGGUUUUUUAAAGGAUGCGGCAGGAGAGCCAACCACAGAAGCCAUGUGGGUCAGAACAGAAAAAAUUAUUCUUGAAAAUGAAAACAAAUGCCUAGAGAAAAUGAAGAACGCGCUACCUUAUAAUAAAUCAGGCUUGCACUGCAGGAGGAACUGGGAUGGCUGGCUGUGCUGGGACGACACUCCAGCAGGAACCUACGCAUCCCAGAACUGCCCUGAUUACUUUGUAAACUUUGACCACACAGAACAGGCCAAAAAGUACUGUGGAGAAGAUGGAGAGUGGUUUCGUCAUCCAUCGAGCAAUAAAAUUUGGACCAAUUACACACUCUGUGUGACAACCGAAGACAAGAGGCCAGCGAAACUCAAAGUAGAAGAAAAUGAACAGAAGUGUCUGCGAAAAAUGAAACAAGACCCAGCACUCAACAAAACAGCGCCAUACUGCAGUCGUAACUGGGACGGCUGGCUGUGCUGGGACGACACACCGGCAGGUACCCUUGCCUCUCAGAGCUGCCCUGAUUAUUUUUCUGACCUCAAUCCCACAGCAAUGGCUACAAAGUACUGUGCAGAAGAUGGGCAGUGGUUUCGCCAUCCAGUGAGCAGCAUGACUUGGACUAAUUAUACGCUGUGUGUUGACGACAACCUGGAGAUAUUAAGGGCGACUGCACAGUUCUCCCGAAACACUGAGGUGGAUCUCAUCAGUGAAACCACAGAGAGUCCUGAGGUCCAACAAAAGAAUCGGGAAAUUGUGCGGAAAAAGAUCCUUGACAACCAGUACAAAUGCUUUGAGAAAAUUAACAGAGAUCCACCUUACAACAAAUCAGGUUUGUACUGCAGUCGGAACUGGGACGGCUGGCUGUGCUGGGAAGAUACUCCGGCUGGAACUUACACGUUCCAAAACUGCCCCAACUAUUUUGAUGACUUUGACCCCACAGAGAAGGCAACAAAGUACUGUGGGGAGGACGGGCAAUGGUUUCGCCACCCGGAUACCAACAGGACAUGGUCAAACUACACACUCUGCAAUGAAAACACUAAAGCAAAACUAAAGUCGGCUUACAUCCUGUUUUACAUGGCUAUUGUGGGGCAUGCUUUAUCCAUAGCCUCCCUGCUUAUCUCUCUGGCCAUCUUCUUCUACUUCAGGAGUUUGAGCUGUCAAAGAAUCACCCUCCACAAGAACCUGUUCUGCUCCUAUGUGCUGAACUCUGCCCUCACCAUCAUCUACCUCGUCACCGUGGUCAACAAUCCCCAAGUGGUGGCCAGCAACCCGGUUAGCUGUAAGGUUCUGCACUUCUUCCACAUGUACAUGUUGGGCUGCAACUAUUUCUGGAUGCUCUGUGAGGGCAUUUACCUGCACACACUCAUCGUAGUAGCUGUGUUUGCAGAGGAGCAGCACCUACACUGGUACUACCUACUGGGCUGGGGCUUUCCUCUGGUGCCUGUGUCCAUCCACGCCGUAGCGAGGAAAAAGUAUUUCGAUGACAACUGUUGGAUGAGCGUCGAGACCCAUCUGCUCUACGCGGUACACGGACCCAUAGUGGCAGCCCUCCUUGUUAACCUCUUCUUCCUGCUGAAUAUCAUAAGAGUGCUGGUGACAAAGUUGCGAGACACUCACCGAGCAGAGUCCAACAUGUACAUGAAGGCGGUGAGAGCCACCCUGAUCCUGGUGCCCCUGCUCGGAAUACAGUUUGUCAUUUUUCCUUGGCGGCCGGAGAACCGCCUGGCCGGUGAGGUCUACGAGUAUGUCAUGCACAUACUCAUGCACUAUCAGGGUUUGCUGGUGGCAACAAUAUUCUGCUUCUUCAAUGGAGAGGUGCAGGCAGCUCUGAAGAGGCAAUGGAUGCAGUACAAAACCCAGUGGGGUCAGCGACGGAAGGACCACUGCUCAAUGCGCUCUACGUCCUACACGGCCACCUCCAUCACCGAGGUGCCGGCCUUCAUGUACCACCACGAGUGCAACGCCGAGCACCUGAACGGCUGCCACACAAAGGACUCGGAGCUGGUGGCGCUGAAAUCGGGAGACACGUUCGCUUAGGCUACGCUUUCAUCGGAGCGUAACGGCAGACACACACCCGGGUCAGAAGAGAGAAAAUGAAUAAAUCUCAGCGAAUAAAUCUCUAAGGCUAAUUUGUCUGGCACGGGGUCAAUAUACGGGUCCCAGCGCUCACCAGGAGAGAGGAUUAGCUACGAGACUGAAGCAUUUUAUUUACACUUUACUCUUAUGUUGCUGCUGCGGCUCCUUUUUGGGUUUUUUUAAUUCUUUUUGAGAACUUUGAUGUCGAGAACUUGCAGCACGAGAGGAGAGCUGUUCACGAUGUCUGCCGACUUUCUAAAGCUGCUAUUCUGUGUGUGGGUCGGCUCACAGAGACAGAGAGGAAAACAAAUUACUGCAGCUGUGGUGCUUUCUGUUCUUGGUGACAGUACUAAAUGUGACACUUAAGUGGGUAGCAGUUCUAAGACUUUGACAAACAACAUUGGAGUGAUGAAAACCAUCUCUAUGAUUAUUAUUAUUCCUAUCAAGCUGAGGACCACAUCAUGCCUAGCCUCACCUAAACCAAAGGGUACUGUUUGUUCAUCACAGCUAUGAAGACAGAAGCAGAGGUGAAACACGCCUCACACACAUUAAGUUAAUAGGACAUGGAAGAGGCAACAUUUCUAGACACCAUUUUAUGCUUACAGUUCUGGAAUUAUUAUGUACAUAUAUGUAUGUUCAAUUUGUUUCCUUUAACAAAAGGUGUUUCCGUGUUUUGAAAUGACUUUAUGCUUCAAUUUCUGUUUGCGUUUUACUUGUUCAUUCCUAGCUCUGUGCUACCCGUGUCCCGUGAUGCUGCAUUCCUGACGGCUUUGUUGUUUCGAAGUUGCUGUUUUCGUGCCGACGCUGAAUAUCACAGGGCUGAGAGGUGAAAUGUAGACAAAAAUUUUAAAAAAAAAUUCAAAAAAAGAGAACGAUAUAAAGGGUUUAUCAGUCCAAUUUUCUGAGUUAACUGGAAUGCGGCAUCAGCUUUGCCCGCAGUCCUGAUAAAAAUGUUAAUAUCGCUCCUUCUUGAACCUCUCUGCGGUUCGUCCUCGGCCGUCGCAGCAGUGCAUUUCUCUGGCCUCUGUGCGUACCUGUAGGGAUUCAUUUCAUAACCUUCUGUGUGACCGACCAGGGGUGACAAAAAAAAGAUGAAAUGUGGGCGCAAAUCUUAGUGUCACACUGAGGAGAAACAACUGAAGUCACGACUUUUACACGAGGGCACAAACAUAAUUUAUUGACUUACUCUUUCCCUGUUUUCUCUGCUCUACUCAUUUAAACAGUUUUGGUUAAUUGUUUUAAUCAUUGUGAACAUUAAUGCUUUUUUUUAAUUUUAGGCUUUUGGUGAUUUAGUUGAGUCAUUUUUGUAUCAGGAUGAAAUGAUUCAGCAGCAAUGGCUUCUGAAAAUAGGAACUGCAUGCACAAGUCUGGAUUUAUUGGAGAUUUGUUGUCACCCACAGAGGGCCAGAAUCACACCAGAAGGCUCAAACAAAUGCACACACACACACACACACACACACACACACACACACACACACACACACACACACACACACACACACACACACACACACACACACACACACACACACACAAAUAUUUGCUUAAAUGUCCCAGUGGAAGUUACCCAUGGUCAAACUUGAUCGCAGUGAGUAAAGUGGUUCUGUUGUGUCAUUAAAAACCCAAAAUGAAAUCAUGACCUCUACGUACCUCUGACUGGAAACUUUUGUUAAAAUGAUGUCAUUCUCAUAAAGUUAUAAUCUUUAAAGUAGCGCUUAAAGAUCAAAGCUACAGACACAUUUGAAAACAUUUAAACGCAGGCAGAGAAAAUGAUUUAUGUUUAUCAGUAAUACAGUCAACAGACAACAUUUUUAGCUGCUUUUGUAAUCAUAAAUUCUUCCUUGCUCUCAAAUAGAAACUUGCUGCUUUGUAUUAGCAUCAUCUGCUUGAGCGCUUCAGGUUCGAAUCAAUUAUUUUCUAGAAAUAGCCGAUAAAGCUGCUGCACCUCUUUAUAUUCUUUUUAAAAAAUACACACUGUGUUUUCAAAAAAAUGUCUGUAUCCAAUGUGUAGAAUUGCUCCCAAAGGUAACCUACAGCUAAAUUUGAAAAGUAAAAGGUUUUCAAGUGAUGUUUUAAAGAUUUUCAUACUUUAAACUUUGAUCUUUACUCUUCACUGCCACUGUCUUUACUUUGGGUUCCUAUCAUCCGUCUGCCAGUCUGGAGCUGGAAUCUUCACCCUCAUUCUUCUUCCACCCUGACCGUGCCUCAAACCGUCAAACUCGGCAAAUAUGUUUCUAAGGACCUCUUCAACCACUGAAUUAUUCAAUUCGAUGCAUGUUUUGCCUGUUUCCGUCUUUCACCUCACAUUAAGUGCUGAACUGCCUCUGCAGGAAAUGUCAGUAGGUCUUUCCUGCAGCUUGGGUCUUAAUGAUAUGGUUGACGCCGGUUCCUAUUGCUUUUCUGCUAUGUGCCUGUUGUUAGAUCUGGCAUGAGCAGCACCUCAAACUAUUCCUCAAUCCAGCCUUAUGUCCCUAUUGGUAGGGAUCAUCAGUACCAGCCAAACAGUCUGCAUGUGAUACAUGCUUAACCUUUCAAGAUGGUUCUUCUUUGUCCUUCUCUCGCGCCUUCAAUUUCUGUCUCCAGAGACAUUCACCUUCCUGAUGUCCCGCAAGACCUUUGCUGAGUUAUUCACCAGCAAUAACUCAGCAAAGUGGUUUUGAUGCUCAAAGGGUAAAUUUAGGUUUUCUCUUAUUGUUCAGUCUCAGGGUGGUUGACUUACAAUGAAACCCCCAUAAGGAACUUAUGGUGCACUCAGUUGUCUUUUCGACUGUUUAUUAUUAGUUUCACUGCCUCGCGGCGUCUCCAUGGUCUCCACCUUUAAAAGGCAGGUCAUACACCUCUUUCAGCAGCUAUUCACUUUGACACCUUGACAAACUCUUCUUUAGACCGCCUCUAGCUGUUUGAAAAACACAAAUCACGGCAGCAAUGUGACCCCUCAUUAAUAGAAAUGAACUCAUUAAACCUUAGAAGACACAGAGAGUAACUCGGCAGGAUCAAUGCAAAGUGCUACGUAAGAGACUUUUCCCCUUCUAAAGGACAGAACAACGUGCGCCACUUGUCAGAAAACAUCUCCUUAAUAUUCAGCAUAACAUCUUGUACCAGAUAUAUUUGGUCAUUGGCCAUCCCUUCACAACAAAGCGCUGUUCUCAAUUUAGUACCUUUCAAGCAUCACUGCUGUGUAAUAAAACCCCAUCGGUUCUCUCUUGAGAACCAUUCAUUGUAUGUCAAUGGCAAGGGUUGACAAGCAUGGACAAUUGCAACAGAACACUGUCAGACCACAAAGCUGCCAAAGGAUUUUAUUUUGCUUCAUGAUCAGAAGUUCCUGAUCAUGGGUCAACUUCUUUGGAUGGGUCAACAUGUGCUGUAGAAAAUGAUGAAGAGAGUGAUUUACAUGGUCACUAAAAAUUGACAAAAAAAAAAAAAUAAUUUAAAUUAAAACAAUCUUCAAAACUCCCAGAGGGCUAUUACGCAAGACCACAUAAAAUGAGUCAAAGAAAGUCAGGCUUCUUUGGAAAUCAUCAAAAAAAAAAUGUUAGCACCGUAUGUCUAUGAGUUUGUUUUCUUUUAUCAGCCCUGUGCAAACAGAAAAAGAAAAGUGACAAUCAUUGACAGAAUGGUUUUACAAAAAAUGUACAUGUUCUAUUUUAUUAUUAAACUCAUCCUCCUCUUCA